Paramecium octaurelia is the source of this 966-nucleotide messenger RNA. Lineage: Eukaryota; Ciliophora; Oligohymenophorea; Peniculida; Parameciidae. The record is from the annotation of a GenBank genome assembly.
AUGUCUGAUUAAUAAAUUAAAUCUCUCCAGUGUGCAGCUAUAGAAACACAAGCCUAUUAUGAUGUGUAUUGGCAAAUACCCUCAAAGUAAGCAGCUGCAUACAAUAUGCUUCUCGAUAAAUUCAACAGUCUUAAGGCAAAGGUUGAGGCUGAUUUUGAUUUCAUUCCACUUCACCCUCAAAUAUUAGAGAUGAUAAAUUAUUUCAAUCAAACUCAAACCUCUGAAAUCCCACAAAUCAAAGAGACCGAUCAAACUUUAUUCUUAGGACCUCCCUCACGUGAUCCCAGUCAACAUUACAAUAGAUCUAUUUAGAGAAUUUGUUCUCAAUUACUAAAUGAGAAUCUCCUGGAGGAUUUGGCUGACUUCACAGUUGAAAAGCAGGUAUUCCAGAAUCUGAAUUACAUACUCAAAUGUAAGGGCCUAACCACUGUCAACAUGUAACCAAUUACAAUUCCAGUACUUAAUAAUUAUCCCCUCUGGUUUAGUGAAGGAUUGGUAAAAACACUCGAAGGCUAUUAAAGUGGGAACUUAGUGACUGCAGAAAUUGACUUUCUCACAGAAUAACAAAUAAAAUUCGUUCAUUCAAGCUUAAAAUACAAAGAUUCUAAGAUAAAAUAAAAAAAUAGCAAUAGAAGCAAAAAUGACCAGAAUACAGUGUCACCACCUAAUAACUUGCCUCAAGUACGUUAUUCAGAGAUGGAAACUCAGUAAUCCUAAUCUUAAUAGAACUUUUAUUCCACACAAAUCAAACCUAGAACCAAAAGUAUCCUCGUAUCCAAUUGGUUUCAUUUCAAAACUUACACAAAUCUAAGACCCAGAGACACUCCAAAUUAAAUCAAAAGACACAAGGCAGUAUCAUGUUCCUAAGUAGAUCUCCAGACUCCCUUCAGCCCAUUAAAGCAGAGUCCCUAUAAUUUAAAGGCUAGCGUAAAGCCAAGAUGGUUUGAGCAUAUUUAUUAAAAAUGA